Messenger RNA from Chrysochloris asiatica (Cape golden mole), 954 nucleotides. RefSeq names its product retinol dehydrogenase 16-like. Gene Ontology annotation, molecular function: oxidoreductase activity. The coding region runs from base 1 to 954 and encodes 317 amino acids. The record is from RefSeq and is a predicted model, not a curated record. The transcript is spliced from 4 exons. Lineage: Eukaryota; Metazoa; Chordata; Mammalia; Afrosoricida; Chrysochloridae.
AUGUGGCUCUACCUGGUGGGCCUUGUGGGACUGUAUUACCUUCUGCGCUGGUACCGGGAGAGGCAGGUGGUGAGCAACCUCCAAGACAAGUAUGUCUUCAUCACAGGCUGUAGUUCAGGUUUCGGGAAUCUGCUGGCCAGGCAGUUGGACCAGCGAGGCUUCAGGGUGUUGGCUUCAUGUAGGUCAGAGCUGCAGGCUGAGCGGCUGAGGGACCAGACAUCAGGUAGGCUGGAGACGGUGAUCCUGGAUGUCACCCAGACAGAAAGCAUCACAGCAGCCACCCAGUGGGUGAAAGAGCACGUGGGGAACAGAGGUCUCUGGGGCCUGGUGAAUAACGCUGGCAUCUCAGUGCCCACAGCACCCAAUGAGUGGCUGACCAAACAGGACUUUGCGAAGAUACUGAAUGUGAACCUACUUGGAGUGAUCGAGGUGACUCUGAACCUACUGCCCCUAGUGAGGAAGGCAAAGGGCCGCGUGGUCAAUAUCUCCAGCAUCGCUGGCCGGGUGUCGCUAUGUGGCGGAGGCUACAGCAUCUCCAAGUAUGGUAUAGAGGCCUUCUCAGACUCCCUCAGGAGAGAGCUCUCCUCCUUUGGGGUGAAGGUGUCUGUGAUUGAGCCUGGUUUUUUCAAGACUGGCAUGACUUCCAAUGAUACGUUUUCACGAAGCAUCCUGGAAGUGUGGAAUCAAGUCUGCCCGGAGGUCAAGAAGGCCUAUGGCGAGGAGUUCCUGGUUUCCUAUCUCAAAGACGUCGAAAUGAGUUUCAAGAGGAGUUCAACAUCUCUGUCUUCAGUGACGGACUGCAUAGAGCACACGCUGACUGCCUGCCACCCUCGAAGCCGGUACUCUGUUGGCUGGGAUGCCAAGUUCUUCUUCCUCCCCUUGAGCUACAUGCCAACUGUCCUGGUGGAUACUAUGAUGUAUUUGAGCUCCCCAAGGCCUGCCAAGGCCCUAUAA